CAAACAAACAAAAGAAAUUACAUAAUUGCAUAGUUGUGUGGGUCUUCUUUGAUAUGCGCUGGAUUUGAUGCUGUUACCAUUACUUUCCUGACUCUCCUCUGUAUUUUAUAGGAAACUGCUUUGAUCACUCAUAAGCAACAACGAUCAUAAUGGAAAUUCAAGCAUGUUUCUUGAUGAUAUUAUCAAGCUUUUUAUAUGUGGAAUCCAAGUAUAUAUCUUACAAUACCACGUCGGGCAUUGUUCCAGGGAAGAUCAAUGUUCAUUUGGUGCCUCACACGCAUGAUGAUGUUGGCUGGUUAAAGACUAUUGAUCAGUACUACGUUGGAUCUAACAAUUCUAUUCAGGGAGCAUGUGUGCAAAAUGUAUUAGAUUCUUUAGUGCCAGCAUUGCUGGCAGAUAAAAAUCGCAAGUUCAUAUAUGUUGAACAGGCAUUUUUCCAGCGUUGGUGGAGAGAGCAGAGCGAGGAUGUUCAAACUAUAGUCAAGAAGCUUGUCGGCUCUGGUCAACUUGAGUUAAUAAAUGGGGGCUAUUGCAUGCAUGAUGAGGCUACUACACAUUACAUUGAUAUGAUUGAUCAAACAACUUUAGGGCAUCGAUUUAUCAAACAAGAAUUUAAUGUGACACCAAGAAUUGGUUGGCAAAUUGAUCCUUUUGGACAUUCUGCAGUGCAGUCAUAUUUGUUGGGGGCAGAGGUCGGAUUUGACUCUUUGUUUUUUGCGCGAAUCGACUAUCAAGACAGAGCUAAGCGGAAGGACAAGAAGAGUCUCGAAGUUGUAUGGCAAGGCUCUAAAAGUCUCGGUUCCUCUGCACAGAUAUUUGCAGGCGCAUUCCCUAAGAAUUAUGAACCUCCAAGUGACAACUUCUACUUUGAAGUUGAUGAUGAGUCUCCCAUUGUUCAGGAUGAUGUCAAUUUGUUUGACUACAAUGUGCCUGAUCGUGUAAAUGAAUUUGUAUCUGCUGCAAUGACUCAAGCUAACAUAACUCGAACAAAUCACAUUAUGUGGACUAUGGGGACGGAUUUCAAGUACCAGUAUGCUCACACGUGGUUCAAGCAGAUGGACAAAUUUAUUCAUUACGUGAAUCAAGAUGGGCGUGUGAAUGCCUUGUAUUCAACUCCAUCAAUAUACACGGAUGCUAAAUAUGCAACAAAAGAUUCCUGGCCGCUAAAGACAGAUGAUUAUUUUCCAUAUGCAGACGAUGUAAAUGCUUACUGGACUGGGUACUUUUCAAGUAGGCCUGCUAUCAAAGGCUAUGUUAGAAAAAUGAGUGGCUACUAUUUGGCAGCAAGACAAUUGGAACACUUUAAGGGAAGGAGUAAAGCAAGGCUAAAUACAGAUUCUCUGGGCGAAGCUUUGGCAAUUGCUCAACAUCAUGAUGCAGUUACUGGGACGGAGAAGCAGCAUGUGGCUGAUGAUUAUGCAAAGCGUCUGUCAAUAGGAUAUAAGGAGGCUGAGAGGGUAGUUGGAGCAUCACUUUCCUGCAUGGCAGAGUCAAAUUCAAGGACUGAUUGCACAGAUAUAACAAACAAGUUUCAACAGUGUCCCCUGCUGAAUAUAAGCUACUGUCCUGCAUCAGAAGUUGAUCUGUCAAAUGGAAAAAGCCUGGUGGUGGUUGUCUACAAUUCUCUGGGGUGGAAAAGACAGGAUGUUAUAAGAAUUCCUGUUAUUAAUGAAAACGUCAAUGUCAAGGAUUCUGAAGGAAGAGAAGUUGAAUCACAGCUAUUGCCUCUGAUGGAUGUGUCUGUUGGCUUAAGAAAUUACCAUACUUUGGCAUACUUGGGUAGCUACCCAAAUGUGACCCCUAAGUACUGGCUGGCAUUUUCUGCAUUUGUACCCCCUCUUGGUUUUAGCACUUACAUUAUUUCCAAUUCCGCCUCAGCCACUGAACGAGCAGCUGCUGUUUCAAAGAGUCAAAAAGUAUACAAGACACAAGUGACCCAAAAUGAUGCAAUUGAAAUAGGGCCCGGGAACUUGAAACUAAUAUAUUCUGGGAUUCAAGGAAAACUUACUCGGUAUAUAAAUAGCAGAAGCUCGAUCAAAGCAUCCGUAGAGCAAUCAUAUAGCUAUUAUGCUGGAGAUGAUGGAAGCAAGGAUUUACAGGCCUCAGGAGCAUACAUAUUUCGCCCAAAUGGUUCAUAUCCCAUUGACUCCAAAGGGGAGGUUGCUUUCACUGUUUUGCGAGGACCUCUAUUGCAUGAACUACAUCUGAGGAUCAACUCAUGGAUAUAUCAGAUAACCAGAGUGUACAAGGAGAAAGAACAUGCUGAAGUUGAGUUCAUUGUUGGGCCAAUAUCAAUUGGUGAUGGAAUUGGCAAAGAGGUCAUAGCCAAGAUCACAACAACACUGGAAAACAACAAAACAUUUUAUACAGAUUCAAACGGUCGUGAUUUUGUAGAAAGGAUUCGUGACUACAGGAAAGACUGGGACCUUCAAGUGAAUCAACCUGUUGCAGGAAAUUAUUACCCUAUUAAUCUUGGAAUUUAUAUGAAAGAUGGUAGUUCAGAGCUCUCAGUCUUAGUUGAUAGGCCUGUUGGUGGAUCGAGUAUCGUGGAUGGGCAAUUGGAACUAAUGCUCCACAGGAGAUUAGUUAAAGAUGAUUCUCGAGGAGUGGGAGAAGCACUGAAUGAAACAGUUUGUGUUCUUGAUAAAUGCACAGGAUUGACUGUCGCAGGGAAGUACUAUUUAAGAAUAGAUCCAUUAAGUGAGGGUGCAAAGUGGCGUCGAUCAUAUGGUCAGGAGAUAUAUUCUCCCUUACUCCUAGCCUUUGCAGAGCAGAAUGGAGACAAUUGGACAAACUCUCAUGUAACAACCUUUUCUGCAAUGGAUUCCUCCUAUGUUUUUCCAGAUAAUGUCGCAAUAAUAACUCUACAGGAACUGGAUGAUGGAAAAGUUUUGAUUCGGUUGGCACACUUGUAUGAGGUUGGAGAGGACAAGGAUCUGUCAGUCUUGGCAAGUGUAGAAUUGAAAAAGGUGUUCUCAUACAAGAAGAUAAACAAAGUAACAGAAACAAGUUUAUCUGCAAACCAAGAAAGGUCGGAAAUGGAGAGGAAGAGACUAGUUUGGAAAGUAGAAGGCUCUUUUGGAAACAAUCCCAAGGUGAAGAGGGGAGGACCUGUAGAUCCAUUAACAUUAGCUGUUGAACUUGCUCCAAUGGAAAUCCGCACCUUCCUUAUUGACUUUGAAUAGAAAUGAUCAACUACAGGGCAAAAAACAUUCAGUCUAGGUCCAAGUUCUUAGAACGUUGAUCAAAACUAAAAAGCUUGUAAAUUCUCUAUAUGUAUUAAUAAAUUUCAGUUGAUUUGAUCUUCAUAAACUUAUUAUUGCAUUUUUCUCCA
Messenger RNA from Jatropha curcas, 3334 nucleotides. Its product is annotated as putative alpha-mannosidase At5g13980. The record is from RefSeq and is a predicted model, not a curated record. Gene Ontology annotation, biological process: mannose metabolic process. NCBI's taxonomy places the organism in Eukaryota, Viridiplantae, Streptophyta, Magnoliopsida, Malpighiales, Euphorbiaceae. Gene Ontology annotation, molecular function: alpha-mannosidase activity; carbohydrate binding.